UAGAUUUUAGAACGAAAACAAGCGAAAAGUAUAUUGACAAAGUGAAUGUAGUGGAAAUCGACAGGGAAAUAUUUUGCAUUUCUUAAUGAAGAGAACGGAAAUCAUGUCGACGACAUCGAUUGUGCAACAAUUUGUGACGGGACUCAAAUCCCGAAAUCGCGUUGUGCAAAGCAAGGCUGCACAAGAUCUAUUCCUCUAUGUCAAGACCGAACUGCGUGAAAUGUCCCAGGAGGAGUUGGUACAGUUCUUCGAUGACUUUAAUCAUCAGAUAUUUAGUAUGGUUAUGUCUACCGACAUAAAUGAGAAGAAGGGUGGCGUAUUGGCCAUAAAGUGCCUAAUUAGUGGCGAUGUUGUGAAUACAAUGAAGCGAAUAACUCCGUAUUAUAAUCAUUUGCGUGAUUUGCUGCCUUGCAACGAUGUCUCGGUCAUGGAAAUUGCAGCACGCACCCUGGUUAAGUUGGCCAACUUGCCGGGUUCCAAGGGUGCAGAAUCCUUUGAAUUCGAUAUAAAAAGAGCAUUUGAAUGGCUAAGCGGCGACCGACACGAAUAUCGCCGUCAUGCUGCGGUUUUUAUUCUACGAGAAUUAGCCGUCGCAAUGCCCACAUAUUUUUAUCAACAAAUUUCCACAUUCUUUGAUCAUAUUUUCAAUGCAAUUUUUGAUCCUAAACCCGCUAUACGUGAAUCAGCCGGUGAGGCAUUGAGAGCUGCCUUAAUUGUCACUGCACAACGUGAAAACACAAAACAAUCAAGUGAACCGCAAUGGUAUAAAAUUUCAUAUGCUGAGGCGCUAAAAAGUUUCAAUGAAGAUAUAAAUGUUACACAAAAAGAACCAAAAGGUAUGACACGGGAUGAUCGUAUCCACGGUAGCAUGAUUAUAUUUAACGAACUAUUCCGUUGUUCAAAUGCGGCAUGGGAACGACGAUACAACACUCUGAAAGCCUUAUUGCCUGACACAAUGUCUGGCAAAUUGGGAGAUGGCUCUGCUGCCUCAUAUGUAAACGCUGGAAAUGGCGGUAGUAGUUCGGGCACUAGCAGCCAUCAAUUGACAACAAUAGUACCUCGCUUGAAGGCACCAUUUGUUAAAAAAUUGGGAUCUACUCGUUUAGUAGAGUUGGGGGAGAGUCAACAAGGCAGUCACAAAUUUACUGGGUCCAAUGUCCUUGAAUCGUCGUAUGCCCGUGAAGUCAUAAUGGAACACUACACAGUUAUCUGUGAUCACAUUAUAGAGCAAAGACUAUCUAAGUCCACAUAUGUCCAACAGGCCUUGUUACAAAUUCUACCUCGUUUGGCAGCAAUAAAUCGUGAAGUCUUCGUACAAAAAUAUUUAAACAAGUGUAUAAGUCAUCUGCUGAAUGUUCUCAAAAGCAAAGAGAAGGACCGUAAUGUCGCCUAUAUUACGAUUGGCUUUAUAGCUGUUGCCGUGGAACGUGACAUAAAUAAACAUUUGAAGACAAUAAUGUCAGCUAUUAAAAUGGCAUUACCCGCUAAGGAUGCCACAAAUAAACGUAAAACAGUGAUAGAUCCGGCAAUAUUUGCCUGUAUAACACUGCUGGCGAAUGCGGUUAAGGCUGGUAUAACUGAAGAUAUUGGUGAAAUUUUGGAGCAAAUGUUUUCCACAGGUCUAUCGCCAGCAUUGACAGUAUGUCUAAGGGAACUGGCAGAGAAUGUACCGGAUUUAAAAUCUGCCAUUGCAGAGGGUUUAAUUGGCAUAUUAUCGCAAAUACUGAUGAACAAACCAGUUGCAACGGCGUAUGGUACAAUCAUGCCCAUGAGUUCUUCUAUGGAUUCGUCAAUGCAUCUGUCACAGGAUGUGGCAACAAUUGUCUUGGCCUUGCGUACUUUAGGCACAUUUAAUUUCGAAGAACAAAACAUGUUGGAUUUUGUACAAAGAUGUGCCGAUUAUUUCAUAAAUCACGAACAACAGGAAAUACGCUUGGAAGCUGUACAAACCUGUACCCGCCUUCUGAAGUUGGCCGUACAACAAGCCGACAGUAGCGAAAAUUCCAAAACUCUCAGUGACACGGUGUCGCAUGUAAUUGAACGCCUGCUUAUUGUGGCCAUAACCGAUAUGGAUUGCAAUGUACGUGUACGUAUCCUACGUUCACUGGAUGAGACAUUUGAUGCAGAGUUGGCACAACCAGAAUCACUAAGUGCCCUCUUCAUAACAUUGAACGACGAGAUCUUUGAAAUUCGUGAAUUGGCUAUGGUCACAAUUGGACGUUUAUCUGCCAUGAAUCCGGCCUAUGUUAUGCCAAAAUUGAGACGUGUUUUGUUACAGCUACUUACCGAACUGGAACACUCUGGUAUGAGCCGUAACAAGGAGCAGAGUGCCCGAAUGUUGGAUCAUUUAGUCAUUAGUACACCACGAUUAAUAUCAUCCUAUAUGAAUCCAAUAUUGACCAUUUUGGUGCCCAAAUUACGUGAGCCCGAAUCAAAUCCAGGCGUCAUAUUAAAUGUGUUACGAGCCGUGGGUGAUUUAGCUGAAGUCAAUGGUGGUUCUAAUGAAAUGGAACUGUGGGCAGAUGAAUUACUUUCCAUUCUAUUGGAAAUGUUGGGUGAUGCUGGAUCACCCGACAAACGUGGUGUUGCCCUAUGGACUUUGGGCCAAUUGAUAAGUGCUACAGGACGAGUCGUUACACCCUAUCACAAAUAUCCCGUAUUGAUUGAUAUUCUCAUUAAUUUCCUCAAAACCGAACAACGUAGAUCAAUACGUAGGGAGACCAUCAGGGUACUUGGUUUAUUGGGCGCCAUGGAUCCUUACAAACACAAAAUGAAUAAGGGUCUGAUUGACAGCCAAAAAGACAGCGUCCUCAUUUCACUUUCCGACUACAAGGUGGAAGAGAAUCAGGAUAUAUCAACAGCCGAACUAUUGGUGAAUAUGGGCAACAUUCUGGACGAAUACUAUCCAGCAGUGGCCAUUGCUGCUCUAAUGCGUAUUUUGCGCGAUCCCACCCUAUCCAGCCGUCAUACAAGUGUGGUGCAGGCUGUUACCUAUAUCUUUCAAAGUUUAGGCAUCAAAUGUGUACCGUAUUUGUCUCAAGUUUUGCCUAGCCUCUUGGAAAAUGUCCGAACUGCCAAUAAUAAUUUGAGAGAAUUCUUGUUCCAACAGUUGGCCAUACUGGUUGAGAUUGUGCGACAACACAUUAUUACCUACAUGAAUGACAUCUUCAAAUUGAUCAAGGAGUUCUGGACCAACAAUACUCCCCUACAAGUUACUUUGAUUAAUUUAAUUGAGCAGAUUGCAGUAGCGUUGGGCGGCGAGUUUCGCAAUUAUUUGGCCCAAUUGAUACCACAGAUUUUGAGAGUUCUUCAACACGACAAUUCCAAAGAUCGUAAUGUCACUCGGCGUCUUCUACAAGCGUUGCAAAAGUUUGGCAAUAAUUUGGAUGACUAUUUGCAUUUAAUUGUACCGCCCAUAGUGAAACUGUUCGAUUCGCCCUAUGUACCACAACAGGUUUCCCAUUGUGCCCUGGAGACUAUCGACAAUUUGGCAUGGAAUUUAGACUUUACCGAUUUCUCCUCGCGUAUCGUACAUCCGUUGGUUAGGGUGUUGGACACUGAUGCUGAGCUAAGAGAUCAGGCUAUGUCCACCCUGUGUUCGUUGGUUAUCCAACUGGGCAAGAAGUAUUUGGUAUUUGCCCCCUUGGUUAAUCGCACCAUCGCUAAGCACAGAAUUGUGAAUCCCCAAUACGAAAAGCUAAUGGCUAAACUGCAAUCAAAUACCACCAUGUGUUUCGAAGAGGAGUUCCUUAUGCGACAGGCAAAAUUCAAACAGAACACAGCUGCCAAUGUGAUGAGUGAUGCCAACACCACCAUAAAAAAAUUGAACGUCUCCACCAAGCAACUGUGCAUGGCUUGGCAGGUAAAUCGUCGUGUCUCCAAAGACGAUUGGGUUGAAUGGUUAAAACGUCUGUCUAUCGGCCUGCUGAGGGAAUCACAGUCACAUGCACUGCGUGCCUGUCGUGUGCUUGCCGAAGAUUAUGACAAACUACUGAGGGAUCUCUUUAAUGCCGCAUUCAUAUCGUGUUGGUCCGAAUUAAAACCAGAACAUAAAAAUGAAUUGACUCAGUCGCUAAUACAAGCUUUACAAGUCACCGAUAUGCCCGAAAUUACGCAGACCAUUUUAAAUUUGGCCGAAUUCAUGGAACAUUGUGACAAAGAUCCCAUAUUAAUUGAUCCCAAAUUAUUGGGCACACGCGCCAUGGCUUGUCGCGCCUACGCCAAGGCUUUACGUUACAAGGAGGAAGAAUUUAUGACUCACAAGGAUCCUCAUGUUUUCGAGUCCCUGAUUUUAAUUAACAACAAACUGCAACAAAAAGAAGCUGCAGAAGGUUUGCUGACCACCUAUCGCAAUUCCGUAGGAAGUGAAAAUCCUCGAUUUAAAGAUGAACUUAAAGUUCAGGGUAGAUGGUAUGAAAAGUUACACAAUUGGGAUCAAGCUCUAAUACAUUAUCAGAGGAAUUUACGUCAAGAUAACGGCGAUAUUGAAUCCCGUCUAGGCAGUAUGCGUUGUCUGGAAGCUUUGGGCGAAUGGUCUCAGUUAAGCAGGGUGUCCAAGCAGGAAUGGGAUACCUUAAAUAAAGAUAUAAAGUCAAAGGCAGCUCCCCUGGCUGCUGUGGCCUCCUGGGGUCUGCAGGAUUGGGAAUCAAUGCAGGAAUACGUAAAAUGUAUACCCGAAGAUACACAGGAUGGUUCCUUCUAUAGAGCUGUGCUCGCUGUACACCACGAUGAGUUCGAGUUAGCUCAACGGUUAAUAGACGAAACUCGCGAUUUACUCGACACCGAAUUGACAUCCAUGGCUGGAGAAUCCUAUGAACGGGCCUACGGCGCCAUGGUUUGCGUACAAAUGUUGGCCGAGUUGGAAGAAGUUAUACAAUACAAGCUGAUACCAGAACGACGGGAGCCUCUUAAGAAUAUGUGGUGGAAACGAUUGCAGGGUGGUCAACGGUUGGUCGAAGAUUGGCGCCGUAUAAUACAAGUCCAUUCAUUGGUGGUACGUCCUCAUGAGGAUAUACACACAUGGCUGAAAUAUGCCUCCCUUUGCCGUAAAUCCGGUUCCUUGCAACAGUCACACAAAACAUUGGUCAUGUUACUAGGUGUGGAUCCCACAGAAAAUCCCAGCGAUCCUUUGCCCUACAACUUACCGCAAGUGACCUAUGCCUAUACCAAACACAUGGCAGCGUCCGACAAUAUGCAAGGUGCUUAUGAUCAACUCAGUCGCUUUGUCAACACAUAUAGUAGCCAGCUGAAUUGUAUGCCAGAUGCUUAUAAACAAGAGGAUCAUCGUCUAUUGGCCAGGUGUUACCUUCGUUUGGCCACUUGGCAAAACAAAUUGCAAGGCUUAGACCCAGAUGCUGUUCAGGGAGCCUUGGAAUGCUUUGAAAAAGCAGCUGAAUACGAUCCGAAUUGGUAUAAGGCUUGGCACUUGUAUGCCUACAUGAACUUUAAGGUUGUUCAGGCCCAGAAACAAGCUUUGGAAAAUCUGAAAUCACCCAUGGAUCUACACAAUACAGCCCUGUUACUUGAAAAAGAGAAAAUGAUCAUAGAACAGUAUGCAGUGCCAGCUGUACAUGGCUUCUUCCGCUCGAUUAGUCUUAUUAAGGGUAACUCCUUGCAAGAUACCCUGCGUCUGCUUACUCUAUGGUUUGAUUAUGGCCACCACUCGGAAGUGUAUGAUGCUCUGCUAUCAGGUAUGAAACUGAUUGAAAUCAAUACCUGGUUACAGGUUAUACCACAGUUGAUAGCUCGCAUCGACACACACCGCAAUUUAGUGGGCCAAUUGAUCCAUCAACUGUUGAUUGACAUUGGAAAGAAUCAUCCACAGGCCUUGGUAUAUCCCUUGACUGUGGCUUCGAAGUCUGCCUCGAUGGCACGUAAAAAUGCAGCGUUUAAAAUUCUCGAUUCUAUGCGAAAACAUUCCCCCACUUUGGUGGAACAGACCAUGAUGAUAAGCGAAGAAUUGAUCAGGGUCGCCAUAUUGUGGCACGAACAGUGGCAUGAGGGAUUGGAAGAAGCUUCGCGUCUGUACUUUGGAGAUCGUAAUAUCAAGGGAAUGUUCGAUAUAUUGGAACCGUUGCACUGUAUGUUAGAACGGGGACCACAAACACUCAAGGAAACCUCAUUUUCACAGGCAUACGGACGAGAACUGACAGAAGCCUAUGAAUGGACACAGCGCUAUAAGUCGUCAAACGCUCUAACCGAUUUAGAUCAUGCCUGGGAUAUAUACUAUCAUGUAUUCCAGAAAAUAUCGCGCCAAUUGCCCCAGCUAACCUCUUUGGAAUUGCCGUACGUUUCACCCAAGCUCUUGGCAUGCAAAGAUUUGGAAUUGGCCGUACCGGGUUCGUACAAUCCAGGUCAUGCCCUAAUAAGUAUAAGCUAUAUUAAAACAAACCUCCAGGUUAUUACGUCAAAACAAAGACCGCGCAAGUUGUGUAUACGCGGUUCAAAUGGAAAAGACUAUAUGUACUUGCUUAAGGGUCACGAAGAUCUGCGACAAGAUGAACGAGUCAUGCAACUUUUCUCAUUGGUCAACACACUUUUGCUCGACGAUCCAGACACGUUCCGACGUAAUUUAGCCAUACAGCGUUAUGCUGUUAUACCGUUGAGUACGAAUUCGGGUCUCAUCGGUUGGGUACCACAUUGUGAUACCUUACACACUCUGAUACGGGACUACCGAGAUAAGAAGGGUAUACCAUUGAACCAAGAACAUCGUACUAUGCUGAGCAUAUCACCCGACUAUGAUCACUUGACCUUAAUGCAAAAGGUGGAAGUUUUUGAAUUUGCCCUGGCACAAACUCCUGGUGAUGAUCUGGCCAAGUUACUGUGGCUGAAGUCACCCUCAUCCGAGGUAUGGUUUGAACGACGUACCAAUUAUACACGUUCACUGGCUGUAAUGUCAAUGGUUGGCUACAUUUUGGGUCUGGGCGAUCGUCACCCCUCCAAUCUUAUGUUGGAUCGUAUGAGUGGCAAAAUACUGCAUAUUGAUUUUGGUGAUUGCUUUGAAGUGGCAAUGACCCGCGAGAAAUUCCCGGAAAAAAUACCCUUCCGUCUGACGCGAAUGCUUAUCAAGGCAAUGGAAGUGACUGGUAUCGAGGGCACCUAUAGACGCACCUGUGAAAGUGUCAUGAUGGUGCUGCGUCGCAACAAAGACUCUCUGAUGGCUGUCCUCGAGGCCUUUGUCUACGAUCCUCUGCUGAACUGGCGUUUGCUAGACACCGAAACAAAGAAUCAUCGAACCAAAAAUGCAAAUGACAAUACACACACCACCACUGGUAUGGCUGGUAACACUGCCGCAAGUCUAAGCAAUUCCGUUGAUGACAACAUGCUGCACAGCAAUACCAUGGCCAAGUCGAAGGCCUAUGAUGCGCAAUUCUCAACGGCUCUUUUGGCGGCGAACGCCAAUAAUGCUGACAUAACCAACAGCAAGGCUAGCAAGGUUAUAAAAAGGGUCAAACGAAAAUUGACCGGCACCGAUUUCCAGGCACAGACCAGUUACACUGUACAACAACAAGUCGAUUUGUUGAUACAACAGGCCACAAAUAAUGAAAAUCUAUGUCAGUGUUAUAUUGGUUGGUGUCCAUUUUGGUAGAUACGA
This is a messenger RNA of Musca vetustissima, 7594 nucleotides long. It is a transcript of the gene Tor, whose product is annotated as serine/threonine-protein kinase mTor. Gene Ontology annotation, biological process: protein phosphorylation; negative regulation of macroautophagy; TOR signaling. The transcript has 5 exons. The coding region runs from base 86 to 7588 and encodes 2500 amino acids. The record is from RefSeq and is a predicted model, not a curated record. Gene Ontology annotation, cellular component: TORC1 complex; nucleus; TORC2 complex. NCBI's taxonomy places the organism in Eukaryota, Metazoa, Arthropoda, Insecta, Diptera, Muscidae. Gene Ontology annotation, molecular function: protein serine/threonine kinase activity; protein binding; protein-containing complex binding.